Spodoptera litura is the source of this 1322-nucleotide messenger RNA. RefSeq lists its product as uncharacterized. The record is from RefSeq and is a predicted model, not a curated record. NCBI's taxonomy places the organism in Eukaryota, Metazoa, Arthropoda, Insecta, Lepidoptera, Noctuidae.
AUAUUCGGCGUAGUGGUGGCGACUAUAAAACCAUAAGCGACUCAUACGGAUCAUUACAGAGCCGCACGCAUCUGCAGCCAUGAGAACAGCGUUAGUGAUACUGUCGUUGGUGGCAGCCAUAGCGGGCGAGGCGCCCUACCACCUCCCGCGGCCGGGAAUAAACGCACCAGUGUUCAACUACCCUACAGUGCCUGCGCCUGCACCUGCGCCUGCGCCUGUCCCCCUACUACCUGCACCGCAGUUCCAGCCUCAACAGCAGUUCAACCCUAACUCAGGCUACAAUUACCCGGCUCCUCAGCCGCAGUACAUCCAGCCCGCACCCCAGCACCACCCUCACCCACCCCCACCUCCAGCCCACCACCACCAUCACCACCACCACCACCAGGCGCCUGCUCCAGUAUACAUUCCUUCACCGGCUCCUCAGCCCAUACUUCGUCCUCAACCACUACCAGUGUUUCAACCUCAGCCACAACCUAUUUACCAUCAGCCCAGUCCUUCUUAUGGAGUGCCUCAGGCAUUUGCACGAGCACCAGUGCAACAAGCGACCGCGUUACCUGUAUUCGCUCCUCAACCGGCACCACAACCUCAAGCACAAGUAAACUCUAUCAGCCAGGUCUACCAGCCCAUUUCAUACUACCAGCAACAGCAGCAACAACAACAACAACAGUACUCACAGCAAGGCUACAACUACCAGCAGCCUCAGCCACAAUUCCAGCCUCAACCACAAUUCCAGCCACAACCUCUAGCUCUCCAGGCUCAACCACAGCUCCAAAAUUCUGCACCUGUACUCUCCAGCUACCAGGCUGACUCCAACCAGUACAACAUUGCUCAAGAACAAGUACACAGAGACGCUCUGGACUCCGUCGUAGUGAAUCGUGUGCAGAAUAUAAUCAAAGAUGAUGAGCACAGUGUUGCCCGUAAUGCUGGAUACCAGUCCUUAGUGUCGGGAGUGUCUCUCGGACAAGCAAAACCUAGUGUAGAAAUCACUUCCUUUGUCCACACUUCACCUGUAGUGACAAGCUCUGGACAUAGCGCAGAAUUAUCAUCAUCAUCAUCAUCGAGCUCGUCCUUGGCGUCUUCCGCAGUGUCACUUCCUUCAAUAGACUAUGGAGUUCCUUCUGCGCCUGCUGCCAUAAACUCCCAAUCUGCAGAGUCAUCUGCUACAUACAAUUUCUUACCACAGAACAAGCCAGCUAUAUCGUACGGACCACCAAACUAAUUUAGGUUACGUCUAAGUAUUAUUAUACAAAGAGUUUUGUAAAUAGUCGAUUUUUUAAGACCUGUUGUAAAUAAAAUACAAAAUAAACCCUUUAUUAUUUUUA